This is a messenger RNA of Dermacentor andersoni, 384 nucleotides long. The record is from RefSeq and is a predicted model, not a curated record. Lineage: Eukaryota; Metazoa; Arthropoda; Arachnida; Ixodida; Ixodidae.
AUGUGUCUUCCUCCAAGGAGCCACGAAAAGCCCAAGAAUCCAGCGGCUGAUUCCGCCAGUCGGUACUUCGCCCCUGGAGAUGCCGUCUAUGUGCGCAACUACGGCAUAGGAGAAAAGUGGACACCAGGCAAAGUAAAAUCGACGAGUGGUGCCCGUUUAGUCACUGUGGCUACCGAGGACGGUGUCGUUCGACGCCAUGUCGACCAGAUCCGGAAACGUUCAUCAGACACAGACGGAAGCAUAGAAAUAUCAAGUCCCGAGGAAUCGCCUCCGACGACCUUAGGGGCACCGAAAUACGAGGCUCAAGACCUUCCCGAACGGCCUGCUCCUGACCUACGUCGGUCCACAAGAACCAGAAAGCCAGUGGAGCGCUACAGCUACUAG